AAAUAUACCUAAACAAGAUUUUGGUGUAAAAUAUGGUAUAAAAGAUAACUAAACAAGAUUUUCUAGGAUCAUUUACUGAUUUAACAUAAACAAGACAACUUGUUAAAUUUUUAGCAGAUAUUGACGUUUCAAAAUAUAAUAACAAUGAAGAUUUUUAUCUUAUUUAUGAUGCUGCUAGGAUAUGCUAUAGCAGCCAGUGUUUUGGUACCCUUAACAUCUGUGGUACGUACUCCUGAAGAUGAUACCGCUGUUGUGGAAAGUUCUCGUGUAAGGGGCAAUUUUGCUUAUAGCACAGUUGAGGGUCAUGCUUAUAAAGCUAUAACGCCUAUAAUAGGCCGCAUUGUGGCACCAGACUACGUGCAACCAAUUAAUUAUGUAUAUGUACACAAUUCAUAAUAAAAAUAAAUAAAAUAUUUUUGCAACUUA
This is a messenger RNA of Lucilia cuprina (Australian sheep blowfly), 426 nucleotides long. RefSeq lists its product as uncharacterized. Bases 145 to 396 code for a protein of 83 amino acids. NCBI's taxonomy places the organism in Eukaryota, Metazoa, Arthropoda, Insecta, Diptera, Calliphoridae. The transcript is spliced from 2 exons. The record is from RefSeq and is a predicted model, not a curated record.